AUGCCUACAAAUCAUCCACAAACAACACCAUUACUUGCCAUGCCAAUUCCAUCAAAAGUUCCUCCACCAUAUACACAAAAUUUUAGUACACCACCUCCUUCUAUUCCUGGUAAUAAUAGUGUUGGAAGUUCAGUUAAUAACCCAAGAAAUAUUCAUUCGAUAAAUAGUACAAAUAUUACACAUGGAAUGGGACCAGCAUUACCACAAGGAAAUCAUCCAUAUGUUUACCCACCUGGUAUUCAUGGACAACAAGGACAGACACCACAUCCACAAACAGUUAGUGGAAAUAUUUAUCAACAAAAUCCUCCUCCAACACAAGGUAUAAUGACAAUGCCAGGUUUUGUUAAUAAUCCUCAAGGAGGACCACCAUUUAUGGGUGGACCAAUACCACAAGGCAUUCAAAUGCCUCCACCAAUUGUUGGUUAUUAUUCUCCAAUGAUUCAAUCAAAUAUGGGUGGACCAGUACCAGGAGAUGGUUAUAAUUAUAAUCCACAACAACAUCAUGUUCUUCCACCACCACAAAUGGUAAGUAUAGUACCAGGAUCAUCAAAUCAACAACCUAAUAUACAUGGAGGAUUACCAUCUUCGUCACAAGGAAUUUAUCAUCAAAGAAAUGGUGGUAAUUCAUUUAGAAAUAAUCAAAAAGCACCACAUAUACCACCAUUAUAUGGACAUCCUGGAAAUUUUUAUUCAAUGCCAAUGAAUAUGAUGAUGACAAAUAAUAGUGGACCCCAACAUGUAAUACCUACUCAAAUAAAUCAACCACCUAUUGUUCCAGAAAUUAAAGAAAAAACUAAAAUAUUUGUACAAAAAAAUAAAGAUGGAGUGUAUUUGUAUGGACAUAUGACGUCGACGGGUCUUGUUUUUUCAAAGGAACCUCCCAAAGAAAUGGUACAAGAUAAUGAACCUUCAGAACAAGAAAUAAUUGAUAACUAUCAAUGUACUCCUCAUCCAAAUGGAUUAGAACCAUCAACAUCUGGUGGUUUGGUACAGGUGAAUUCAUUUAAUAGUUGUCCAAAUGGAUCAGUAGAAGAAUAUGCUUAUUCAGAGACAGAUUCAGUUAAUGUACCAUCAGACCCAAGGCAAAUAUCUCAUACUCCUGUUGAAAUUGUUGAAGAACAAGGGGGAAUGACUAAUGACAAUUGUAUAAAUCCAACAGAAGGUUCAAUAAAUAGUUUAUCUAAUAUGUUAAAACAAUCUGGUAUACAAGGAAUGGAUUGGUCUACAAUUGUAGAAGAAGAAAAGAAAAAUGAAGUAUCUGAUAAUAAUAUAUAUAAAGAGAAUGAAAAUUGUAGUAGCCAAGAGACACCAUCUAACAAUGAAUAUGUUAUAACAGUUGUCGGAGAUGAUCCUAAAAAAAUUAAAAAAUUAACAAAAGGUUUAUUAGAUGAAAUAUUUAUGAAAUAUAAAAUUAAACAUGAUGGUAUUAAAACAACAUCUGGAGAAUUAAUUACUAAUGAAAAACAAUUUGAAUCCGUAUAUUUGGUAUAUUUUAAAAAUAGGAAUUCAAUGAUUAAAGCUUUAAACUUAAAUGAGCAUGUUGAAAAUUAUAUAAAAUUAAUUAUUAAACUUAAAGGAACAAAUCAACAAAAUAUUAAUAAUGAUAAUAAUACUUCUAAAGAACAAGUUGAAGGAUAUAAAAAUCAAGUAAUUGAUAAUAGAAGUGGUGUUUAUCAAGAUGUUAGAUUGUCAAGAGAAUACCAAGGAAAUAAUAGAUUUGGAAAUUAUAGAAAUAAUGAUAAUAAUUAUCAAAAGAAACAAGGACCUCAUUACUAUGAUAAUCAUCCUAAAAGUGGAAACUUUAAUAAGGAUAAUAAUAUGAAAGGAAUCCAACAAAGAUCAUCAAAUCAUGGUAAUUAUUAUAAUAAAAAUAAUUAUAAUCAAAGACAUUCUAUGCCUAAUAGUGGUGGAGGACACACUGGAGAUAAAGUUAACAACCAACAAUUUGAAUUUUUUAAUAAUCAUAGAAAUAAUCUUAUAAAACAAAGUCAUUCUGGUCCAGUGAAGAGUGAAACUGCUUCUGUUACUUCACAUUAUAGUAGUAAUUCUUCACUUCUUGGAUCUUCACGAUGUGAUAGCUCACAUGAAAAAAUAAAAAAUAAUACUACAUCAGUUGAAGACACUGUUCUUGAUAUAUGGUGCAAAGAAAGAAGAGAAAAAAAUGCAGCUGCAGAAGCUUAUAAUAAAACUAAAAAUGAACAAAAUAAUACAAAAAUAUCAGAAGAAAAAAUUUCACAAUCAAAAACAGAAGAAUGUCCAGUAGAAAAAGAAGUUUUAGAGGAAAAAAUUCUUGAAGAUAAGAAAAAUAUAUACCCAAAAGAUAAUUUUAGAAGAAAUUAUCAUUCUGUUAAAAGUGGAAAUAAUCAUUUUACUAAAAAGGAUAAUUAUCAUAAAUAUAGUGGAAGCCAAAGUGCUCGAUUUCAGCAUAAUAAUACACAAAAACAAACUCAUCAAAAUAAUACAUCAAAUGAACAAGAUGAUACACUUCCACCUACAGGAAAUAAUUCUAAUUUAAAUAAUCAAGGAAUUAAGAGUAAUUUUAAAAGUAAUACACUUCCUAGAAGAAUCUCACAAUAUCAUGAUAGUAAUAGUGAAUUAAAGAAACGUGAAAAUUCAAUAAAUGUUAGAACUUUUAUUAAUUCCAAUACAAAAGGAGGUUAUAAUAAGGGACAAGAUAAGAAACAUGAUUUUAUAAAAAAUCAAAAUAAAAGAAAUAAUUCACAGUCAUCAAAUAGUAGAAAUGUUAAUGAAGGCAAAGUAGAAAAUAAGUCUAUUGAAGAUUUAAAAUUUAUCGCUACUGAUGUAUCUCAACCACUAUCUGCAGCAUCUUCUCCACCAUCAUUAACAGAAAUGAUUUUACCAUUAAAUGAAAAAAAAAGUCAAGAUGAUAUGGGAAGUGCUUUAUCAGUAUCAUCAAUUAAAAGUUUUAAAAGUACUUCAAGUAGACCACCAAGAAUUCAAACAAAUAUAAAAUAUAAUGAAACAAUUUCUCCGCAAAUGGUAUCACCAGCAGAUUCUAAUAUUGAUGAUUACUUUAGUGCAAGUGAAAAUGCAGAUGAGUUAAGAAAUAAAAUUGAAACAGAAAAAUGUAACAAUAUAAGUAAUAUGGUUAAAGAAACAAAUGUUGCCAAGCCAAGCCCAACUAAAAGAAAUAGAAAUACCAAAAAAAAGGAAAAGAAAAAUGAUAAAAACUGCCCGACAGAAGCAUUACUAAGCAAGAAUAGAUUUGCUGUCCUAACUAAGGAUUAA
Molecule: messenger RNA, 3249 nt
Organism: Strongyloides ratti
Lineage: Eukaryota; Metazoa; Nematoda; Chromadorea; Rhabditida; Strongyloididae
Exons: 3
Coding region: 1-3249 (1082 amino acids)
Source: RefSeq, a predicted model, not a curated record